AGCCGCAGCUGUACACACCUGCCAAGAUCCUCUCUGCGGCGAGAGCGACCACUCCGCCGGCUGAGGACUACAACAGGCACUUCCGCUUUGCAAAAGUGGGCGUCGCCCUGCCGACAGACUUUGCGUGAGGUUGUUUCCGUCGGAAGGAGCGGCGCUGCGGCCCCGGUGUUUCCGUGUCCGGCAGCAGAGCAGCAGCGUGAGCCCUCAGCCCUCAGAUCCUCCAGCGACAACAUGCAGGACCCAAACGAAGACACGGAGUGGAACGACAUCCUGAGGAAGAAAGGCAUCCUCCCUCCCAAAGAGAUUCCCAAAGACGAUGAGGAGGAGGAGCUGGCCCUGCAGCAGCAGCAGUCUGUCGUCAAAACGUACGAGAGCAUGACGCUGGAGGAGCUGGACGAGAACGAGGACGAGUUCAGUGAAGACGACGAAGCCGCCAUCGAGAUGUACAGACAGAAGCGGCUGGCCGAGUGGAAGGCGACCCAGAUGAAGAACGUGUUCGGCGAGGUGACGGAGAUUUCGGGACAGGACUACGUCAAGGAGGUGAACAAGGCCGGAGACGGAAUCUGGGUGGUGCUGCACCUCUACAAGCAAGGCAUCCCUCUGUGCACGCUGAUCAACCAGCACCUGAGCGCGCUGGCCAGGAAGUUUCCCCAGACCAAGUUCCUCAAGUCCAUCUCCACCACCUGCAUCCCCAACUACCCCGACCGCAACCUGCCCACCAUCUUCGUCUACUUCGAGGGCGAGAUGAAGGCUCAGUUCAUCGGCCCGCUGGUGUUCGGAGGCAUGAACCUCACAGUGGAAGAGCUCGAGUGGCGGCUCUCCGAGUCCGGCGCCAUCAAAACGGACCUGGAGGAAAACCCCCGCAAGCAGAUCGAGGACAAGCUGAUGACGUCGAUCAGAUCGUCGCUUCCCACGCGGAAAGACGGCGACUCGGACGACGAGGACUAUUAGGGAAAGUUUUAUAAAAAAGGAAAAACAAAAACACAGAAGGACACCAGCUGAAGGCUCUGGAAAACCCUCCCAGAGACGAUAACGCACCUCUCACGAUGAUUUAUAUUUGAAUCAUCCAGACGCCAUCAGGACGCUCCGACCGGCUGGAAUCGAACCGGCAACCCCUCCAUCUUAAUCUAACCUCUAAACACCGUCAUCAUGUUUAUGUCAUUUGAACAAAUCUAAAACUGUCAUCUGCAUCUGUACAACAAUAUUCAGAGACAACCUUUUUUAUUUCAUGUCAGCGUGUGAAUGUCACAACGUGUGUGUGUGUGUGUGUGUGUGUGCAUCGCUGACUGUCCAGUGAAAUGUGAGUUCAUCUCCGUUUGCCACAAUCAGGCUGCCAGUUUUUGUUCAAAGUUGUUGCUCUGUUCUGGUGAUCUGUGCCCGUCGACGACAUAAAGGACUCGCUCCGGAGUCAUAAUGAGUUUAUUUUCUAUCAGCAGAAGCAUCAUUUAUCUGUGUAUUUGUCUUAUUUCCCUGUAAACGCCUCACACACACACACACACACACACACACACUGUAACACUGAUUAACACACACAGACACAACAGCAGGCACGGCAAUGCAGUGUCUCAUUUUUUUUUUGUGUGUACAGUCAUUUAUUUUAUGGAAAAUAAAUCAGGUUUCUUUCCGGGGAGACAUUUUGAAGAUUCUGCGCGGGCGAGGCGGCGUGAACGUCCGGCCGCCUACAGCAGCUCAGGCAGGGCUCGGAUCUUCUGGGGAAAAAAGAGAAGAGAAAAAAAAAAUCACUGUUAAUGUUUAACAUACGACAUGACUGCACACACAGAAAACUAAAGGUGCUAACUGGAACCAAAAAGAACCACGUCUGUAGACGGCUCUUUAAAGAACCCCUGAAGGCGCCUCAAAGAACCCUCAGAAACGGUUCCUUUAGGAGCCGUAAGUGAUUCUCUAACCGUGUUAUGUUGUUACGUUCAAAUUCACAAACAUCUUUUAUGUUUGGGGUCCAUUUGACCCCAGAAGUUUAAACCUCCACAAAAUCAUUAUCAUUAAAAUUGUUAUCAAAGUUUA
Myripristis murdjan (pinecone soldierfish) is the source of this 2022-nucleotide messenger RNA. RefSeq names its product phosducin-like 3 (gene pdcl3). Lineage: Eukaryota; Metazoa; Chordata; Actinopteri; Holocentriformes; Holocentridae. The coding region runs from base 232 to 951 and encodes 239 amino acids. Gene Ontology annotation, cellular component: cytoplasm. Gene Ontology annotation, molecular function: protein folding chaperone; vascular endothelial growth factor receptor 2 binding. The transcript is spliced from 7 exons. Gene Ontology annotation, biological process: positive regulation of gene expression; protein folding; angiogenesis. The record is from RefSeq and is a predicted model, not a curated record.